Hyla sarda is the source of this 2416-nucleotide messenger RNA. RefSeq names its product scinderin-like. NCBI's taxonomy places the organism in Eukaryota, Metazoa, Chordata, Amphibia, Anura, Hylidae. The transcript has 16 exons. The coding region runs from base 15 to 2237 and encodes 740 amino acids. Gene Ontology annotation, molecular function: actin filament binding; phosphatidylinositol-4,5-bisphosphate binding. Gene Ontology annotation, cellular component: actin cytoskeleton; cytoplasm. The record is from RefSeq and is a predicted model, not a curated record. Gene Ontology annotation, biological process: actin polymerization or depolymerization; barbed-end actin filament capping; actin filament severing.
UGGCUCUGCUGUAUAUGAGCGUCGCGCAGCACAGCGCACAGCAGCUGCUCCAGAAGUUGCUUCCCUUUUGUUCUCUCUCUGCUGCAUCCACCAUGGUCCUCUAUCACAAGGAGUUCGCCAAUGCCGGCCAGAAAUCCGGCCUCCAGAUCUGGAGAAUCGAGAAGAUGGACCUGGUCCCCGUCCCGGAAAAUCUGUACGGAAACUUCUACGUGGGAGACGCUUAUAUCGUCCUCCAAACUAUAGUGAAGAAUAACAGCAAAUAUUACAACCUGCACUACUGGUUGGGGGAGGAAUGCUCCCAAGAUGAAAGCGCUGCAGCCGCCAUUUUUGCCGUUCAGAUGGACGACUACCUUGGAGGAAAACCCAUCCAGUACAGAGAACUCCAAAAAUAUGAAUCCGGCGCCUUCGUUGGAUACUUCAAAGGAGGGAUUAAAUAUAAGGCAGGUGGAGUAGCCUCUGGUUUCAACCAUGUGGUCACCAAUGACCUGACCGCUCAACGUCUAUUUCACAUCAAAGGAAGGAGAGUGGUGCGGGCUACGGAGGUUCCUCUUAACUGGUCCAGCUUCAACAGUGGAGACUGCUUCAUCAUAGAUCUGGGAUCUGUGAUAUACCAGUGGUGCGGAUCGACAGCCAACAAGUAUGAACGCUUUAAGGCUAUGCAAGUGGCGAAUGGAAUACGCGACAACGAGAGGAAGGGACGGGCGCAGCUGGUGGUGGUGGAAGAAGGGAGCGAACCCAACGAAUUAACCAAGGUCCUGGGUAAGAAGCCGUCCCUCCCGGCGGGCGAUGACAGCGAUGACGUUGCAGAUGUUACAAACAGGAAGAUGGCGAAACUGUACAUGGUGUCCGAUGCCAGCGGGUCCAUGAAGGUCUCUGUAGUUGCAGAAGAAAACCCCUUCUCCCAGGCCAUGCUGAUCUCCGAGGAAUGCUUCAUCCUGGACCACUCCGCCGACAAAAGGCUCUUUGUAUGGAAAGGUAAAAAUGCAAAUGUGAAUGAGAGGAAGGCGGCCAUGAAGACAGCGGAGGAUUUCAUACAGCAGAUGAAUUAUCCUCGUAAUACUCAGAUCCAAGUCAUUCCAGAAGGAGGGGAGACUCCCAUUUUUAAACAAUUCUUCAAAGACUGGAAGGACCGGGACCAGAGCGAUGGAUUUGGGAAGGUUUAUGUCACGGAACGGAUCGCUCGCAUUCAGCAGGUCGACUUUGACGCCUCCAAACUUCACCAAUCACCAGAAAUGGCCGCACAGCACAACAUGGUGGAUGACGGAUCGGGAAAAGUUGAAAUCUGGCGGGUGGAGAGCAGUGGACGUGUCCCUGUAGACCCCGGCACAUACGGACAGUUCUUUGGUGGAGACUGUUACAUUAUUCUUUACACUUACCCUAAAGGGCAGAUCAUCUAUACCUGGCAAGGAGCCCAGGCUACACGGGAUGAGUUGACCACUUCGGCCUUCCUGACGGUGCAGCUGGAUCGCUCUCUGGGGGGCCAAGCAGUCCAGGUCCGAGUCACCCAGGGAAAGGAACCUUCUCACCUCCUGAGCUUGUUUAAAGAAAAACCUCUUAUUAUUUACAAAGACGGCACCUCCAGGAAGGGAGGUCAGGCGCCCCCCAAUGCAGUCAGACUCUUCCAGAUCCGCAGGAAUUUGUCAUUCAUCACACGGAUAGUGGAGGUAGAAGCAGACGCCUCCUCACUGAAUUCCAAUGACGUGUUUGUGCUGAAGCUGAAGAAUAACUCUGGUUAUCAAUGGGUCGGAAGAGGCGCCAGCGGAGAGGAAGAGAAAGGAGCGAGUUAUAUUGCCAAUGUCCUCAAAUGCAAGACAACACAGAUUAAGGAAGGACAGGAGCCAGAUGAGUUCUGGAGUGCCUUGGGAGGUAAAAAGUCCUACCAGACCUCUGAGCUGCUUGGAUCCCAACUGGCCGAUCACCCCCCAAGGCUUUAUGGAUGCUCAAAUAAGAGUGGGAGAUUUGUGAUUGAGGAGGUCCCAGGAGAAUUUACACAAGAAGAUUUGGCAGAAGAUGAUGUCAUGUUACUGGACACAUGGGAACAGUUAUUCCUAUGGAUUGGUAAAGAUGCUAAUGAAGUUGAGAAGAAAGAAUCCUUGAAAUCAGCCAAGCAAUACAUCGACACUGAUCCAUCGGGAAGAGAUAAAGGAAUUCCCAUUACCACCGUCAAACAAGGAUAUGAACCCCCAACAUUCACUGGCUGGUUCCUGGGCUGGGAUUACAGUAGGUGGCAGCAGUGAGCGAUACCGAAAGGAAACCGCAAACACAAAAGAAGCCAGUCCCAAAUUAAUCGGUGCCUAUAGUUCCGGUCGUGUAACCAUAUUCCCUAAUGCAACACCCUGCGCUGCUUGUUGUGACUGUUUCGAUAAACAUGUUACGGAUGUCACUUUUUUACAUCGGCGAGCUUUAUCUGGAAUAU